CAUAUUUUCAGCGCGUGGCGCCCUCCGGCGGCAGCGCUCCUUCAAUGCGAGGGCCUGACUCUUAACACCGCCCAUGGAGCCGCAGGCAGAGGCGCGAACGCUCGGGGAGUCUGCGCCUCGGCCUUCUGGCGCCUCGGGGUCACCGACGCCGGACCAAGAGGAGCGGACCGAGGUCGGCGCACCGCUGGCGGCGACUCCCGCGGACGCACUGGGGGACAGCACGAAUGCAGACGGGCUGUGGGGGCUGCCGGUGGAGCACGCGGAGCGCAGGCCCGAGUGCAGCCGCUGCAGCCGGCCCCAGAAAGUGUGCUUAUGUCCAUAUCUCCCAGUGCGCCCACUCCAGAUCUCUACCCAUCUGUACAUAAUCCAGCAUCCAGCAGAGGAAAGCAAAGUGCUGCGCACAGUCCCUCUUCUGGCAGCAUGCCUUCCCCCUGGCAGGUGCACAGUCAAGGUCGGCCGCCGCUUCAGUGAGGAGAGAGAUGUUGAACUUUCAACUGUUUGCCGGGACUCUGGUACAUUAAUAUUAUACCCAGGGGCUGAAGCUACUAAUUUGGAAGAGUUUAUAUUAGAUUCUCCUGUGUAUCCUUCCACAAUCAUCCUCAUUGAUGGUACAUGGAGCCAGGCUAAGGACAUUUUCUAUAAGAAUUCCUUGUUCCGACUUCCCAAACAGGUGCAGUUAAAAACUAGUGUUUGUAGUCAGUAUGUAAUUCGGAUGCAACCAACAAACAGGUGCCUUUCUACCCUGGAGUGUGCUGCUGUUGCUCUAUCCAUCUUGGAGAAAAACAAUUGCAUACAAGAGACUCUGCUUCGCCCUCUUCAAGCUCUGUGCUCUUUCCAGCUUCAGCAUGGUGCUCAGAUCCGCCUCAGCAAGGAAUAUCUUCUGAAAAAUGGAUUAUAUCCCAAGCCAAUGCCAAAGAACAAACGCAAGCUCAGGAAGAUGGAGCUGUUAAUGAACAGUGUCAAAAUUUAGCACAGCUGGCCCCGUGGUGCUAGUUUACCUGUCAUUGGCUGACAAGACUGUUCCAUCUUCCCAGUUUAGGUUUUCACUCUGAAGAAGGAAUGUCUGCCCACUCUUGUGCUGAGGGAAGUGGUCUGCUGCACAGUCUUCUGUGGUUCACUCCCACUGACUGCGGAAAGCAGUUUCACACUGUCUCUACGUUUUGUUUUGUUUUUGUUUUUUCAAGAUAAGGUUUCUCUGUGUAGCCUGUAGACCAGGCUAACCUCUAACUCAGAUAUCUGGCUGCUUCUGCCUCCCAAGUUCUGGGUUGAAAAGCAUGCACCACCUCUGUCCAGCUACUGUAUUUGCUUUUAAACAUGUGUUUCCAAUACAUUUUUUUUUUUUUUGUUAAAAGGAUCUAUUCAAAAUACAAUUACUUGUUAGUCUAGAGUAAGGACCUAUUGUUUGUAAAAUGAGGAAAAUUGUGUCUGGGAACAUGUUCCCGUCAGUGUUUAUAGCUACGUAGGUGUAGAUCACUGAUGGGAUAUACCCCAUGAAACGGACAAAAUUCUGAGUGUGAAGUAAGUGACCCAGAGGGCUGUUUAUUUCCUUAAGUAGUGUAAAGGAGCAGGGAAACUUUAAUGUUUAGGGUUGUACUCAAACUCAGCUUAUGUCACUUACAUCUUCUGUUAUUGUCUGAAUUCCUAUGGAGUCCAUUUAAUUUUGAAAUAACCUACAAUCUCAAUGGGAGAUGCUGUGCAUAACUUUCAGUUUUUCAGUGUUCACUGAACAUGUUAACUGGUGGUAUGAGGUUUUUGAUGAAGUUUCUACAUGGAAAUGACUGAAGUGAAUCAUAGUAGAGCUAUCAUUGUAAGAACAUAUUUCUAUAAGUAGCUCUACUUACAUUUUUUUAAUUAACUUUUAACUUUCAAUGUGGAAGACAUAUUCCCUCACCAUGUUUGGAGAAUAUUUACUGAUAUUUUGUAGAGAAUAAAAGAGAAAUUUAUACAUUCUAUAUUUAUAUCCAAUUUACAGUUAAGCAUACAUUUUGGCAAGAUCAAGAUAUUUCAUUUUGACUGUUGUUCACAAUUGCUAGUUUCCUGAAUCCAGUGUGACAGCGGCAGGAAACACAAAGCAUGCAUCUAGUGGUGAUUUUGAUAAAUACCCCUGUGUGUGGCAUGAAUACACACCAGCUUCUGAUUAUGUUAUGCUCGUUUGUUUACUAGUGGCUAAGAUCAGACACUCAUUAAGAGCUUGGCUGGUCCCCAUUAGAAUGCUAACAGAUAUGUAGCAAAUUAUGGAAAAAUAUUAAAAUUUAGGUUUGUCUUCAAUUGCUAACCUAUAUUUGCAUUUAAAAAUAAGUUGGUCUUUUAUAACCUAAAUGUCUAGUAUCAAUUGAUUAUUUGUGUAAUGAUGAAAAGGUGGUGUAAUGUAUAAUGGUUUCUUAAGGAAUGAGGUAAAAUCAUCUCUUCAUAAUUUUUUAUGUUGGAAAUAAACUUUAUAAAAUCC
Apodemus sylvaticus (European woodmouse) is the source of this 2446-nucleotide messenger RNA. It is a transcript of the gene Dtwd2, whose product is annotated as DTW domain containing 2. Lineage: Eukaryota; Metazoa; Chordata; Mammalia; Rodentia; Muridae. The coding region runs from base 74 to 970 and encodes 298 amino acids. The transcript has 6 exons. The record is from RefSeq and is a predicted model, not a curated record.